Racocetra persica is the source of this 2434-nucleotide messenger RNA. The record is from the annotation of a GenBank genome assembly. Lineage: Eukaryota; Fungi; Glomeromycota; Glomeromycetes; Diversisporales; Gigasporaceae.
AUGGCGAAUUCAGGGCGAACAUUUUCUGAAUAUUUAGAACGAUUAGAAGAAUAUUUAAAUAAACGAGAAGGUUUAAAUCAAAUAAAGCGUUUUGAUAAUUCUCAGUUUAGCGAUGACCUCAAACCUAUUGGCAAAGGGGGCGAGAAAGUUAUUGAAAACACCCCUAAAGAUUAUAUUAAUCUGUACAAGAAUUGUUGGUCUCUUAAACAGAAACAACGUCCAACACUAGAUAACAUUUUAAGUAUACUUGGUAAAUUAUCAGUCGAGAUAACUAUUGAAUUUGUUGAAAAUAAAAUUGUUCCAUACAAGCAAAUUACACGCCAAAAGCAUUUAAUUCCUAAUACGGGCGAUUAUUAUGAACAUAGUAUACUUAGCUCAGGAUUUUUAAGCGAAAGUCGCGUCACUCUUAGUUCUGAUUUUUCAAGUGGAAGUUACAAUACUCCUAUUUCAAAUUCUUCGAAUGGAAAUUUUUCAAAUCAAGAACUUCCCUUCGAUACUAAAAGAUUAGAUGAUACGUUAAAUUUAUUCAACCUUAAACUUUGGAUUGAAAGCGAAGGUGAUAAUUUGCCUAGAGAAUCGUUGAUAGAUAUACUUGAGUCACUUAGUGUUGCUCCUAAAUCUAAAAUUUAUGAAAAACAUGAUGCUGCGCGUCUCGAAUUACGUCUUCGGACUUUAAAAGCAACUUUAGAAAAGGCCCAUUUUCCUAUUUUGGAUUAUGAAUUUCGUGAUGCACUUCUUAAUAAUUUGAAGACAUAUAUUGAUCUUCAUUAUGACAAUCUUGAUGACAAUAGUUCAAAACCCAACUGUGAAUUUUGUCCAAAUUAUAAUAUAAAUUUCUUGCUAAUUCAUUUGCGAGAUACUUUACAAAGCAUCCGUGUUGCCGGAAUUCAAACAAGAAAAUUCUUAAAUAAAGAUAUUACAGCAGAAAUAACCAUUCAUGAAGGUUUUCCAAUGCCACCAAGUGCAUUAGAAUUUAUACGGAAAACAGAAGAAUAUGGCUUUAAUUAUACUACUGAAUGUUACAAAAAAUGGUGCGAUCUCUUAACUGUUUAUCACUCGUUAGACAUUUCAGCUAAACAACAAAGCGACGGAUUCCUUCAACAUCACAAAGAAGCUUUUCUUCUUGAAUUCCUUUGGAGAUAUGAUACCGUGAUAAAAGAAGAACUUCGUAAAUAUUGUGAUUCACAAUAUAAGUUUUUGAUUGAUGUCGUGUAUCGAAAACUUCAACUGGAAAAUGAACUUAAAAAGCCAUAUAUUAAAGAUUAUGAUGUUUCUAUUUUUCAAGAGAAAUCUUUAACAAGAGAAAUAGUUCCAGCAUUAAAAGAUAUUAUUAAAGAAAAAUUAAUAUGUCCCAUUUCAAAACAACUUAUUGGGGAUUUCUCUGAUUUAAAAUGUGGACAUACAAUUAACUUUCUUGUGAUUAGCAAUCAAACAUGCCCUUUCUGUAAAGUAGAAAUUGAGUCAAUAUAUAAUUUUAUGUCAAAUGGAAUAUUAAAAGGCUUUUAUGAAAAGCUAAACGAUUUUAAUAAUGAUAUAAUCAAUGAGCAAAAAUUGGGAAAUAUUCCUUCAAACUUUAUGUUGUUAAAAAUGGCAAAAGAUGCUGAAGAACAAAAAAAGUAUUCUGACGUUAUAUCAUAUUUGAAUCAAGUGAUGCGAUUUUAUCCAAAAAGUUAUAGCUAUUCAAUUCAAUGCUGGAAAGCAAAUGCAUUUUGGAAACUUGGAUUAAGCGAAAAUCCAGAAACUGCUAUUAAACAUCAUAUAAAGGCUCGGGAUAUUUUAACAUCAGCGAUUAAAUUAAAGCCGAAAAAAUCAUUGGCCUAUAUUUAUAAAAGUCAAAUAUAUCUAUAUUACAGUAAUAGUAAUGAAGCGUUGAAAAAUUUAAAGAUUGCGCAGAAGUUUGAACCAAAUAAUACAUUUGCAUUUUUAUACAAAAUUUUGGUAUCAAAUGAGAAAGAUGCUAUAUCGAAACCCAAAGAGGUACAACAUGAAUUUAAUUGCAUAGUAUACAACAAGAAGUUCAAUCCAAUAUCAAUAGUUUCAUUACUUACUACGAAUAAACCAAGAAAAAAGAUAUUUGGACUAGGAAACUCAUUACCUACUAAACUUUAUUCAUUGGAUGAUUCUACAAUUUCAGGAUAUGUUUUUUUUUGCAAAAUAUUUCAAAAUUUUAAGAAAGCUAUAAGGUGUUGCACUCAAGCAAUAAAACUCAAUGAUAGAAAUGCAGUUGCAUUGGGAAUUAGAGGAAUUUCUUAUCACAAAAAAAAAUUAUUUUCAAACGCAUUAAAGGAUUUCAAUCAAGUAUUAGAUAUACUUCCUAACAAUAAAUUUGCAUUAGGAUGGCGUGGAAAAAUAUAUUCAUCUAUGAAAGAUUAUGAUAAAAGUCUCGACGAUUUAAGUAAAGCAAUACAUUCAAAUAGUGAAAGUUCUAAUAACC